AUGGUCUUCGCCUGGAAAUCCGCUGGUUUGACUUACAACCGCUACCUGGCCGUCGCUGCUCGCGCGGUCCGCCGGUCCCUCAAGGACGAGGCCCGUGUCGUUGCUGAGCGCCGUGGAAACAUGGACCUGCGUUUCGCCAAAUGGGAGAACGGCAAGCAGGGCGACGUUAAGAACCUUGGCGAAGCCAACGACCAGGCUCUCGCCGCCAAUGCCGAAUCGAAAUAA
This is a messenger RNA of Aspergillus puulaauensis, 225 nucleotides long. Its product is annotated as ATP synthase subunit epsilon family protein. Lineage: Eukaryota; Fungi; Ascomycota; Eurotiomycetes; Eurotiales; Aspergillaceae. Gene Ontology annotation, biological process: proton motive force-driven mitochondrial ATP synthesis. Gene Ontology annotation, molecular function: proton-transporting ATP synthase activity, rotational mechanism. Gene Ontology annotation, cellular component: mitochondrial inner membrane. The transcript is spliced from 3 exons. Bases 1 to 225 code for a protein of 74 amino acids. The record is from RefSeq and is a predicted model, not a curated record.